Messenger RNA from Sodiomyces alkalinus F11, 958 nucleotides. RefSeq lists its product as hypothetical. Lineage: Eukaryota; Fungi; Ascomycota; Sordariomycetes; Glomerellales; Plectosphaerellaceae. The transcript is spliced from 2 exons. The coding region runs from base 261 to 701 and encodes 146 amino acids. The record is from RefSeq and is a predicted model, not a curated record.
CCCACCACCAAACCGACCUUUUUAGGUGGCGGCAAUUGCCCGACGAAUUCAAGGCUACACGCCAACUAGGACGCGAUCCACGAACCUGCCACUGGAAAAACUACUUCCACCCUCGCAAUGACCAUCGUCCUUUCAUUUUAAUCCCGACGAUCGAAGCCUCCAACUCCCUGAUAAUCCCCAUAAAGCCCCCCCUGUGCGACACCUCAACGACGUCCUCCUGAAACCGGUCGCGACCUCCAACACCGCCCGAACCGAUCCCAAUGCGUCUUCCACUUACAAGAACGUACUGGCGAGCAGCAGCUCUGCGGACAUACGCGACCAGCUCACAACCCGGCGCCCCCGCACCUGUCCGCAAGAUCGUCGUCCCCAAACCCGCCAAACCCGCCAACAGUACACGGACAAUACCAGACGCAACUGCCUCCAGUUCCGCCACCACGGCAGCGUCGACACCCAUGAACAAGCCAGUCACACCCGCUUCGUCCAUCGUCCCUCCGCGGAAACAACCCCCAGCGGCACAGCGGCCGUUGAACCCGGCGAGCCCGGAAUACAAGAAGGCCUACAACCGCGCGGCGAGGCGUUGGAUGGCUGCUCUCAUCGCCUUGCCGAUUUUCAUUGUUACGUCUUACGUGCUCUUUAAUCGAAUUAUCCUAGGCAAGGAGCGAAAGGUGAUGCCAACACCCACGGAACCGGAACCGGCAUAGGCGGCACAAGAAGAGGCUUCGCGAUAGAGUGACGGGUAGACGGGGCGAUGGCUUUCCUCGGGUUCCCGGGGUCUCUGGCCGCUGCCGCUGCCUCUGCUCAGCUUUCUCGUUUCCUGCCGGUAUCACGGAAACCCAAUUAUCCACCGCCCAAUUCCCAUCGCUACGAGGGACCUCACCUAUCGUCGCUUCAUAUACCAGUUGUCGUGUUUGGAAGUGACGGUCAGAGGGUUCAAGCUGGGCAACCAGGUGGUUGUCAG